This is a messenger RNA of Spodoptera exigua (beet armyworm), 1271 nucleotides long. The record is from the annotation of a GenBank genome assembly. Lineage: Eukaryota; Metazoa; Arthropoda; Insecta; Lepidoptera; Noctuidae.
GCAGGCUCAGACUUGGCCAUUGUAGCAGUCCAGUAUUCCUCAAAAAGAUCCAUGUUCGUGACAGUUCGCUGUGCGAAUGUGGUCUUGAUGAGGGUACCUUGGACCAUAUAUUCUUUUCUUGCCCCUUAAACUCCCAAUCCUUUGACCUCUACAAAAAACUCCCAAAUUUAGAAAUCCCCCUUCCAAUCAAUUUCCACUCCCUCUUAACUCACUUUUCUUAUAAAUUAAUUAAAUGUCUAUCAAAAUUUAUUAAUGAUAAUGAUAUUAUUAAGACAAUCACAAGACAUGUUGCUGUUACCUCAGUUAAAAUGUUUACAAAGUAAUGUUUUUAAAACAAAUGCCUUAUAUUACAACAAAAUAGAUUAAACAAUCUCAUGUGUUCAUAUCAAUCCGUCGUUAAUAAAGACUGAAGAUUCAUUCCGUAAACAAAAAUCAGGGUUUUUGGUGCUCAAAAUAAUGAAUAAGGAGAACGAAAAUUUUCACAAUAAUAAGCGAAGGAAACUAGAUGAAGAUGCCUCGGAAUCUCGUUACGAUGAUUCGGAUUACUGGCCAGAUACAGAUAGUGACGAUGAAUCUCCGUCAUCAAUGCUGCCAUCAAUAAAUGACACAAGUCCCCUGUCACCAAUCAAAACAGAAGUACACGCAGCUAGCCGAAGAUGUAGAGAAAAUUCAGGGGAAAGCACAGCAUCUCGAUCCCGAGGUCGUGGUAGACGCAAUACUUCCUCGUCUCCCGCACAGCAUGUACCAGAGCCGGCUACUGACAGAGUUUUCAUCUGGGACCUAGACGAGACUAUCAUCAUUUUCCAUUCACUUCUCACCGGGACUUACGCAACUAAGUACAAUAAGGACUACGCAACCGCGGACAGACGCUUACAGUCACCAUAACAGUUUCUAAAUUCGCACAUUUUAUUUAAUUUAUUUUCAAAAAUCAAUUUUAAUAAGUAUCUUAAUUUCUACAAAUUAAAUUAAAUUCAGUGUUUACCCCAGAUCGGGGUUUAUGCACCCAUUCAAGCACCUAAUCAACAACUUUGACCUCGUGACCCUCGUGACCUUCGUGACCUUCACACAGAAGUCCCGGCAUCAUCGACGGCCGUGCUACUGCGGAGCUGCGAGCGACCUACCUACCCUACCGGCUACUGAUUCAGGAUAGUGGUGUUCUACUGGCGAACUAAAAUUCGUUACGCGCUCGAUAUUCGAACUCACCCCGGCUUAACCGACACUACCUACCUACCUAAUAAACCGUAACUGCCAAAAAUAUUCUUUUAUUAAAC